CCGCCCCGAGCUGCCCGGUCCGGGCGGGGCCAGGGCGGCGGCGGCGGCGGCGGAGGGGACCGGGAGCCGGGAGCGGGAGCCGGGAGCGGGAGCCGGGAGCGGAGCCGGGAGCGGCGGCAGCACGAUGGGGGCCUGUCUCGGGGUGUGCUCCCUGCUCAGCUGCGUGUCGUGUCUCUGUGGCUCUGCACCAUGCCUGCUCUGCGGCUGCUGCCCCUCGGCCAAGAACUCCACCAUCUCGCGCCUCCUCUUCACCUUCUUCCUCUUCCUUGGCACCCUUGUGUCCAUCAUCAUGAUAAUCCCGGGCGUGGAGAAGGAGUUGCACAAGCUCCCAGGUUUCUGUGAAGGCAGCGGGGCGGUGCUGGGGGUCCAGACCAACGUGAACUGCGGCAGCUUCCUGGGCCACAAGGCCGUGUACCGCAUGGGCUUCGCCAUGGCCGCCUUCUUCUGCCUCUUCGCCGUGCUCAUGGUGUGCGUGCGCAGCAGCAGGGACCCGCGGGCUGCCCUGCAGAACGGCUUCUGGUUCUUCAAGUUCCUGGUGCUGGUGGGGAUCACGGUGGGGGCCUUCUACAUCCCCGACGGUGCCUUCACCUCAGUCUGGUUUUACUUCGGCGUGGUCGGCUCCUUCCUCUUCAUCCUCAUCCAGCUCGUGCUCCUCAUCGACCUGGCGCACUCCUGGAGCCAGCGGUGGCUGCGCAACGCCGACGAGGGCAGCGCCAAGGGCUGGUAUGCAGCCCUUUGCAUCAUCACCUUCAUCUUCUACGCUGCCUCCAUCGCGGCCAUUGUGCUGCUCUACGUCUACUACACCAAGCCCGAGGGCUGCACAGAGGGCAAGGCCUUCAUCAGCAUCAACCUCAUCCUCUGCCUCAUUGUCUCCGUUGUGUCCAUCCUGCCCAAGAUCCAGGAGGCUCAGCCGCACUCGGGGCUGCUGCAGGCGUCCCUCAUCACCCUCUACACCAUCUACGUCACCUGGUCCGCCCUGGCCAACGUGCCAGCCCAGCGCUGUAACCCCACACUGCUGCUGAGGAACAGCACUGGCACCGCCACCGAGGCGCCGACAACCUGGUGGGAUGCACCCAGCAUUGUGGGGCUGGUGAUCUUCAUCCUCUGCACCCUCUUCAUCAGCCUCCGCUGCUCGGACCACCCGCAGGUGAACAAGCUGAUGCUGACGGAGGAGAGCGGGGCCGGGGCCGGGGCCGGGCCGGGCGGGGCGGAGGAGGGCGGCGUGCGCCGCGCCUACGACAACGAGCAGGACGGCGUCUCCUACAACUACACCUUCUUCCACCUGUGCCUCCUCCUCGCCGCCCUCUACAUCAUGAUGACCCUCACCAACUGGUACAGCCCGGAUGAGAGCCUGCAGGUGCUGAGGAGCCCCUGGACGGCCGUGUGGGUGAAGAUCUGCUCCAGUUGGGCCGGGCUCCUGCUCUACCUGUGGACCUUGGUGGCUCCGCUGGUGCUGCCGGACCGGGACUUCAGCUAAGGUGGCCCUGGACGCGCUGCUGCCAUCGUGGCUUUGUCCCUCGAGGCUGGGGACAGCCCCGGCUCUGCCUCAGCCUCAGUUCUGCAUGCAGGAGCCGCUGCGCUGGGUUGUGCCUUCUCGCAGCUCUUUUGUUUUAAUUUGAAAGGGAUGAAGUGCCAAGCAGAGAAAAUUAAGGGCUGAGAGAGACCUGAGGGUGUUUUCAGACCUCUCAUCAUCUCCGUGUUUGUGUAGUGCCUUUGGCAGUGCCUCCAGACCCUUUCCACCCAGCAGACACCACUGCCUUGCCUUGGGAGGGUUUGGUUCUCACCAGCUGUUGGUGCCCCGGGACCGUGGUGCCUUUUGGGGUCUCUAGGGUCUGGCUGGGUACCAGGACCCAGGACACGGCCGGUGUUGUGUCCCCAGGCAGCCUGGAGGAAAACAAAUCCCAGGGACUUGUGUCUGGUGCAGAGGUCCUGCUGGUCCCUGGUGGUGCCCCAGCUCCUCGGGGCUGUCCCAGCAGGGGCACAGGUCCCUGUCCUCUCCGGAGCACAGGUCCAGUUUCCCACAGGCUGCGCUGGCCUGGCCCUAGCUCCUUGCCUUGUUAAUAAAGUCUCGUUUGGAAUAAA
This is a messenger RNA of Prinia subflava (tawny-flanked prinia), 2082 nucleotides long. It is a transcript of the gene SERINC2, whose product is annotated as serine incorporator 2. Gene Ontology annotation, cellular component: membrane. Lineage: Eukaryota; Metazoa; Chordata; Aves; Passeriformes; Cisticolidae. The transcript has 10 exons. The coding region runs from base 125 to 1477 and encodes 450 amino acids. The record is from RefSeq and is a predicted model, not a curated record.